Messenger RNA from Triticum urartu, 1837 nucleotides. RefSeq names its product FAD synthetase, chloroplastic. Gene Ontology annotation, cellular component: chloroplast. Gene Ontology annotation, biological process: FAD biosynthetic process; riboflavin biosynthetic process. Lineage: Eukaryota; Viridiplantae; Streptophyta; Magnoliopsida; Poales; Poaceae. Gene Ontology annotation, molecular function: FMN adenylyltransferase activity. The record is from RefSeq and is a predicted model, not a curated record.
UCCGACGACGGGCAAAGGGCGGAGACGCGAAACAAGCAGCGAGCCAACGAAGCAGCCUCGGCACAGCACAGCACAGGCGGCGAACCUGAGAAGGAACACAGGACAGGAGUGGGCCGCAUCGCAUCGCACCGCACCGCACCCGCGUGGUGGGAUGGAGCGGGGCGGCACCGCCGCGCUCGCCUGCACCUUCCGCUCCUCCUCCUCCCCCUCUCCGGUUUCCCACUGCUCGCCUCUCCUCCGCCCCCGUAGACGCCCGCCCGCGGCCGCCGGGGCUCCUCACUUCCUCCCGCCAGCCGGCCGGCGCUUCAGCUACUGCAGUCAAAAUAGGUUUUUAGACACAAGCAAGGGGCUUAAGCGGCACUCAUUGACGACAUUCAGCCCAUUUGGGCGUCCAUCGGUUAGUCUGAACGAUGCAGAUUUAGUAAAAGAUAAGAUGCUAAUUGAUUGUGGAGAAGAGCAAGACUGUGUGCUUGAUGGGAUAGUUGCCUUGGGAAAAUUUGAUGCCCUUCACAUUGGCCACCGGGAACUAGCCAUGCAUGCUUCUAAAUCAGGAAAUCCUUUUCUUCUUUCUUUUGUUGGAAUGGCUGAAGUUCUUGGCUGGGAGUAUAGGCCUCCCAUAGUUGCUCAUUGUGAUCGGAAGCGAGUCCUUUUGUCUUGGGCUCCAUAUUGUAGAAAUGUGGUGCCUCUUGAAUAUCAAGUUGAGUUUGCAAAGGUCAGGUACCUAACUCCACGCCAGUUUGUUGAGAGGUUAUCAACGGAUCUUAGAAUAAAAGGUGUUGUAGCAGGUGAAAACUACAGAUUCGGGUACAAAGCAUCUGGUGAUGCAGCUGAGUUAGUGAAACUGUGUGAGGAAUUCGGUUUAAGUGCAUUUAUUGUACGGUCUGUCAUGGACACCGCAAAGGGAUCUUAUAAUGGAGCAACACCUGCCGUAAAUUCAAGCGAUAAAGGACAGGUGUCUUCUAGUCGUGUUCGCAAAGCUUUGUCGGUUGGUGACAUUGAAUACGUCUCCAAGUUACUUGGGAGGAAACACCGCCUUGUGCUAACUGUGACCGAAUGCCCCAUUAAGGAACGGAAAAACAUUAUAGUCCCGAAAUCUUGCAUGGUUAACAUGCCACCAGCCGAUGGAUUCUACGAGAACUGUGAGCUCUUCAAUGGAGGGUAUCUUGGACUAUGCAGGGUGGCCAUUAACGCAGAGACCAUUGAUAUCGAGAUGAAAGAUGAGAGCAGUUUGUCACCAGACAAUUUUCAAGAAGUUAAACAACUAGGUAUUGAGUUUGGGUGAUGUUGCAGCUCCUUUCGUGAUCAGCGGCUGGUCUUAGUUUGUAUACCCGGUCACCUUUUGGACAAUUUUGAGUCGAAGCCUUAGGUGGGAGUUUUUUGUUCCCUAGAUGGAGGAUAUAUGACGGAAAUGAUCAGAGGUAUGUAUUCAGCCUCAUCAAGGUUCAUCAAUCCGAAGUCCAAUUCACAGUUUGAUGGAAAGAUUAUCCUGAAGAAGAUUAGACAUUGGUGCACACAGCAAGAGAAGCACGGGCACGAAGGCGGCAUUCUUUCCUGUGGACUGGCAAAUAAAGAGUUUACUGGCUUCAAGCGGCUGUAUGUAUUGAAACCAAAGAAGAGACUCUUCUUGCAGCAUGUCUUAGUCCUAGUACAUUGUAGUCUGUACAUUUUCAAGGGGUUUUUCAGAGCCAGCCCGUUUUCUAUUGCUAUAGUUCGCAAGCAUGCUCUGUUGCAUCAAACAGUGAAGAUGAUACUUGUUUGUUAGUACUUACUAAAUUGCUUAACGAUUAAGCAGGAUUUCAUUACAACAAAAGACUUGUGUCUACCCAGGCUUCUCAAA